GUUGCUCCCUGCUAUAGGUUUUAUAUUUGUCGGGACUAAAUUUGGGCACACGUCACUUCUGCUUCGACAGCUCGAAGCAUAUUCCUCACUCCUCCGGCGCCUUUCCGGCGGGAUCUCCGAUCAGCUAUGCAACCCACUGGAGUGAAAGACACCCAACUCCGUGAUAGCAAUAGCCAGAAGGUUCACCCUCAACCCAUGGAAGAGGCCAAAAAGCAGAAUCCAGAAGCAGUUGAAGCUCUGAUUUUAAAGAUUUUCACGAACGUCUCCUCCCUAAAGUCAGCCUACAUCCAGCUCCAGGAGGCUCAUACUCCCUACAACCCUGAUAAAAUUCAAGCUGCUGAUAAAGUUGUAAUUUCGGAGUUGAAGAAUCUGUCUGAACUCAAGCAUUUUUACAGGGAUCACAACCCCAAGCCUGUAUGUGUUCCUCCUCAAGAUUCACGCUUAGCUGCAGAGAUCCAAGAACAGCAGAACCUGUUGAAAACGUAUGAGGUCAUGGUGAAAAAAUUUCAGUCUGAAAUUCAGAAUAAAGACUCUGAGGUUCUUCAGUUACAACAGCAAAUCCAGGAGGCAAAUCAGAAGCGGGUUAAACUGGAGAAAAACCUCAAACUCAGGGGCUUGUCCGCCAAAGAAUCAGAAGGCUCCGGAGAUGAAAAUGGAUUUGUCCCCAUGGAUCUGACUCCUGAUCUUUUUAAGGCAGCUGUGGAAGCUGCUUCCAGAGCCAUUCAUGAUUUUUCUAAGCCAUUGAUCAACAUGAUGAAAGCUGCUGGUUGGGAUCUUGAUGCAGCUGCAAACUCCAUAGAAACCGACAUUGUUUAUGCAAAGAGAGCUCACAAAAAAUACGCAUUUGAAUCACAUAUUUGCCAAAGAAUGUUCAGUGGUUUUCAGGAAGAAAGCUUCUCCGUGAGACCCGAGAAUCUUUUGGUUACCAAAGAGAGUUCCUUCCAACAAUAUCUCGCACUAAGGGAAAUGGAUCCCCUAGAUUCGGUAGGCCAAAAUUCAGAUUCCUUUUUUGGGAAAUUUUGCCUGAGCAAAUACCUAGUUGUUGUUCACCCAAAGAUGGAGGCUUCUUUUUUUGGAAAUUUAGAUCAGCGAAACUAUGUAAUGGGUGGUGGGCAUCCUAGGACACCUUUCUAUCAGGCUUUUCUGAAACUUGCCAAGUCAAUCUGGCUUCUGCACAGGUUAGCUCAUUCUUUUGAUCCUGCAGUUAAGGUUUUUCAGGUCCAGAGGGGAACUGAGUUUUCGGAGGUUUAUAUGGAAAGUGUAGUUGACAAUGUUGUUAUGGAUGAAAGUGAUCAGAAGGCCAAGGUUGGGUUGAUGGUUAUGCCUGGCUUUUGGAUUGGGGGUACUGUGAUCCAGUCUCAGGUUUACCUAACAGGUGUGAAGGUGGCUGAGUGACACCGAAGAAUACCUGUAGACUCUUGUCAAAUUGUGCAUUUCUGGUGUGUAUGUACCAUGUUAUCAUGGCUUAUGUAAAAUUUAUACUCUGGUUGUAUUUGCUGUUGUAAUAUCUGUUUGUCUGAGAUGAAAUGUGUUUUCAUUUCCUGCCUUGCAACUCUAGUCAUUUAGCCUGUGGGAGUUCAUGUCAUGCCAAAAUUUGUUUAAUCAUGUGCGGACCAUUUGUAGUUAGAUUUUGCUUGUAAUGUGUCUCUUAUGUUA
Ilex paraguariensis (yerba mate) is the source of this 1656-nucleotide messenger RNA. The record is from the annotation of a GenBank genome assembly. Lineage: Eukaryota; Viridiplantae; Streptophyta; Magnoliopsida; Aquifoliales; Aquifoliaceae.